AUGUGGUUUGGUCUAAAACUGUGUUGUCAUAAAUGUACUACACAUUUGCUGUGUCAAAAACCUGGCAGGAUGGACAGUAUCAUUGGGUCGGUGGGGAGAGUGGCAAAUGUCAAAGUUCGCAACGACGACGACCUCAACGACAGGGUGAACCACUUGUACACUACAGGCAUCCUCAUCAUCUUCACGGUUGUUGUCAGCGCCAGGCAGUAUGUAGGUGAUCCUAUCAGGUGCUGGUGCCCUGCUCAGUUCACGGGUGCUCACGUCGACUACACCAACAACAUCUGCUGGAUCUCCAACACCUACUACAUCCCCAUGGAGGACGCUCUCCCACAGAGCACCAGCAAACGGCAAGAGAACGAGCUGACCUACUACCAGUGGGUACCCAUCAUGCUACUCAUUCAGGCCCUAAUGUUUUAUAUCCCAUGCAUUAUCUGGCGGCUGCUAAACGGCCAGUCGGGCAUCAACGUGGAUAGAAUCGUAUCUUUGGCUAGUGAUGCUCAGUAUGAAGCACCCGAGAUUCGAAUUCGCACCAUCAAAUACGUGGUGCGUCAUAUAGACAGAUGCCUGGAUAAUCAACGCGAAAGUAGACAUCGCUGCUGUGUGACUUUGCGUCACAUCCUCUCGGCCAAGCUCUCUCUGCUCUGCGGCCGACGGUACGGCAACUACCUUGUGGCCACAUAUUUAGCCAUGAAAAUCCUGUACAUCUCUAACGCGAUUGGCCAGCUCUUCAUGCUCAACGCAUUCUUAGGCACGGAUUACAACCUCUACGGGUUUCAGGUCAUGGAGAAGUUAAUAGAAGGCAAAGACUGGAGCGAGUCCAGGCGUUUCCCUCGAGUCACCAUGUGUGAUUUUGACAUCCGUCAGAUGACCAACAAGCACCACUACAGUGUCCAGUGUGUACUUCCAAUAAACCUUUUCAAUGAAAAGAUAUACAUUUUCCUUUGGUUCUGGCUCGUGUUUGUAUCCAUAGUCACUUUUUACAGUUUCAUGGCCUGGCUUUGGCACAUGAUAUUUCCGUCCUCCAGAAUACAUUACAUCAGAAAAUUCCUGAAGGUAAUGGACCGCAUCGGUUCAGGUCCAGACAAGAAACUAGCCACUCGCUUCACAAUGGAGUAUCUACGCCAUGACGGGGUGUUUACCUUAAAACUUGUAGGAAAGAACUCUAGUGAUAUUGUUGUCGCUGAGAUCAUCUCUGGGUUGUGGGAUUUGUAUCGAAGCAAGAAAUCUAUACAGAUCAGGAACACCACAUCGUUGGCUUCAAACGGACAUGACAGCGAUGGUGAGGAUGUAUAG
This is a messenger RNA of Candidula unifasciata, 1293 nucleotides long. The record is from the annotation of a GenBank genome assembly. NCBI's taxonomy places the organism in Eukaryota, Metazoa, Mollusca, Gastropoda, Stylommatophora, Geomitridae.